AUGAACACUGAUUUUGUCGUUAAAAGCGUUCGAUCAGUCGACUUCAAUCGUCUAUUUUUAUCUUAUAAUUCUACUAAAAUACAUCGACAAAGAAGUUCAUCAAUUGAGGAUAAUGACGGAGUAACCAAAAGUACAAGUUUUGAUAAAAAGAAAAUUGAUGAUCAUCUAGAAAACUCCGAUUCAGAAUUAGAUGAUAAAACUCACGAGCGACAUUGCUGCUUACAAUGUGACAAAUCAUUUACAGCAUUAAGUGGCUUAAAACAACAUAUGCAUAUUCAUUCGUCAAUAAAACCAUUUCAAUGUGAAGUUUGCUUUAAAUCCUAUACACAAUUUUCCAAUCUGUGUCGACAUAAAAGAAUGCAUGUUGAUUGCCGAACAAAAGUUAAAUGUAGAUUUUGUGGUCAAAUUUUUUCAAAUAUAGCAGCACUAAACAAACAUCGACGUUAUUGUGGUGGUUUAAUAUCAUCGUCUUUACCAUUACGUUCACCAGUAUUCACGAAUAAAGAAGGGAUGAAUAAUUGGCUUUUGAAUUCAAAUUUAUCAUUUUCCAUUCUUCCUUAUCUAGCGCGUUUAGCUGCUACGGGUUCAUUUUUGAACGGACCAUUACCUUCAUUUCCAUUACCACCAAAUCCAAUUGAACAGCGCACAAUACCGAAUAUAAAUGAUGAUAGUAUUCCCCUUGAUUUAAGCAUUAAAAAACCUACUCAAACUCGAAAACGUUCCUUAUCGUCCUUAAGUUCAUCUUCGACUUCACAUGGAAUAAUUAGUCCUGAUUCCUUACUAUCGAAUGAUCAACAACCAAAGCAAAAUGCAUCAUCAUCAUCGUCGGGACGUGAUGCAACGGCCCUAUCAAAUGAAAGAAACCAACAACCGACAAAAUUAAAAAAACCUUUCAAUUCAUUUGAUGAUGGUAAUCAUCACACAUCGAUAGAUAAAUCAUAUUAUUCCAAUACCUGUUUAUCAAACAAAUACAAAUACAUUUGUUCGUAUUGUGGAAAAUGUUUUCCUCGCUCAGCAAAUCUAACUCGACAUUUACGAACGCAUACAGGAGAACAACCUUAUGAUUGUAAAUAUUGUGAACGAUCCUUUUCAAUCUCAUCAAAUCUUCAACGUCAUAUACGCAACAUUCACGGUCGAGAAAAACAGAUUUCAUCUCAAUCCCAUGGUUCUCUUUUGCGCAAAAAAAUAAUUUGA
This is a messenger RNA of Rotaria socialis, 1194 nucleotides long. Lineage: Eukaryota; Metazoa; Rotifera; Eurotatoria; Philodinida; Philodinidae. The record is from the annotation of a GenBank genome assembly.